This is a messenger RNA of Spodoptera litura, 369 nucleotides long. The record is from RefSeq and is a predicted model, not a curated record. Lineage: Eukaryota; Metazoa; Arthropoda; Insecta; Lepidoptera; Noctuidae.
UCGGGUUUUGUUUUUGUGAGUAAUUGUGUAGUGAUUUUUUUGUACAUUCUGCAUUCAAGAAGAGGAAUGCCAAGUGACUGUCGAGACUGUUUGGGAAUUCGUUUUCGAAUUAAUACCCUGCACCAAACGUGGAAGUGGCUGCAUCAGACAAUCGCACUUCACGAAUAUUUGAUCUCCCUCUCGUCGGCUGAUACUGACGCCUGUUGCUCUAAGCACUAGGUUAUAACAUUCUAUGGACAAUUUGAACUGUUAUUAGUCAAUUUAUUUAGGUAAUAAAUAAUAAUUAAGUAAUUAACUUUUAAUAAAGUGUGGUUAUAAAGUUCAUACAGAAAAGUAUCCGUUUGAGAACUCAUUAUCUAAUUCCUAAAA